ACAUAAAAUCGUCAAAUUUUAGAAAUUAUGGAAGUUAUCUAAUCUAAUCAAAUUAAGAAACAACAUGGAGUUACAGUGUCAAAUCCAAAAAUAUGAUUGGGGUAAAAGAGGCUCUGCAAGUAAAGUAGCUACUUUAGUCAAAUCAAAAGACAAAUAUUUUGAAAUAGAAGAAAAUUCGCCAUAUGCUGAAUUAUGGAUGGGAACUCACGUAAACGGUCCGUCCAUCAUAAAACGAACAGGACAAUCAUUGAGUAAUUAUAUAACUGAUAAUCCUAAAAGUUUAGGGGAGAAGGUAGCCAAAACUUUUAAUAAUCAACUACCUUUUUUAUUAAAAGUUUUAUCUAUUAAUACAGCUCUCUCGAUUCAAGCGCACCCAACUAAAAAACAUGCUCAAGAAUUACAUGCUAAACGACCAGAUAUAUACAAAGACCCCAAUCAUAAACCUGAGCUUGCCAUUGCUUUAACCCCUUUUGAAGCAAUGUGUGGAUUUCGACCUGUAGAAGAAGUCAAAUGGUUUAUUACAAAUAUUUUGGAACUUGAGGAAAUUAUUGGGUCCUGUAAAUCGGAGGAAAAUGAUGAAGAAUUUCUAAAGAAAUGUUUUAGAUUGAUAGUAACUUGUGAAAAAGAACAAGUUAAGAAUACAGUUAUUGCUUUACAAGCAAGAUACAAGAACUUAGAUAAACUGAACAGGGCAAAAUAUUUGGCAGACUUAGUCGAUCGUUUGAAUGAAGAUUUUCCUUAUGACAAUGGAAUUCUAAUGAUAUACCUUUUGAACUACAUUAAAUUAAACCCUUCAGAAUCACUGUUUCUUGGAGCUAACGAGGUACAUGCUUAUCUCUAUGGAGAUUGUGUAGAGAUAAUGGCGUCUUCUGAUAAUGUGGUAAGAGCAGGAUUAACACCAAAAUUGGUUGAUGUUGAAACUCUUUGCUCUAUGCUGAUAUACAAAGGGGAAAAACCAGAAGACAAGAUAUUCCAGCCAAUCAUUGAAGAUGAUUAUACACAUUUGUACAAACCAUCUGUACCAGAUUUUGCAAUAGCAGAAAUUCAAGUGCCUUGUUCUGUUAAGAAUUACAAAACUAUUAGGAGAAACAGCGCUAGUAUUAUUAUAGUAAUAUUAGGACGUGGAAAGAGUAUAGAUACUGAAUUACAACCAGGAACAAUUUUGUUCUUGGGGUCGGAUGAGGUGUUGCACUUAGUAGAAGUGUUUUCAGAAGGGGAAUCAAUGCUUAUGUACCAAGGAUUCGCCAAUGUUCCAUAAUGUAAUGUAAUAUAUUGUUUUAUUUUUUAUAUAGUUUUUGAUUAUCCCUCUUAAAUUUACAAAUAUUAGUCUUCUCAAGAGUAU
Molecule: messenger RNA, 1342 nt
Organism: Psylliodes chrysocephalus
Lineage: Eukaryota; Metazoa; Arthropoda; Insecta; Coleoptera; Chrysomelidae
Source: the annotation of a GenBank genome assembly